AUGUUUCUCAUUACUUAUACUUUGAAGACUUCUUUAUCUUUUGGGAAGUUUUAUUGCACUAUCUAUAUCGGUUAUCUAUCUAUCUAUCUAUCUAUCUAUCUAUCUAUCUAUCUAUCUAUCUAUCCCAGUCUCUUCAUACUUAUUUGUCUAUCUCACGUUCUUCGUAUCUGUCUAUCGAUCCCAGUCUCCUCAUACCUACUUAUCUAUCUCACUUCAUAUCUAUCUAUCUAUCUAUCUAUCUAUCUAUCUAUCUAUCUAUCUAUCUAUCUAUCUAUCUAUCUAUCUCUCUCAGUCACUUUAUACCUAUUUAUCUAUCUCGGUUUCUUCAUAUCUAUCUAUCUAUCUAUCUAUCUAUCUAUCUAUCUAUCUAUCUAUCUAUCUCAGUCUCUUCAUGCACGACUUCUGUUAAUAUCUAUCUAUCUAUCUAUCUAUCUAUCUAUCUAUCUGUCUGUCUGUCUAUCUAUCUAUCUAUAUGUCUGUCUGUCUGUCUGUCUGUCUAUCUAUCUAUCUAUCUAUCUAUCUAUCUAUCUAUCUGUCUGUCUGUCUGUCUGUCUAUCUAUCUAUCUAUCUAUCUGUCUGUCUGUCUGUCUAUCUAUCUAUCUAUCUAUCUAUCUGUCUGUCUAUCCGUCUAUCUAUCACAAUAUUUGCUUUUAUCUAUCUAUCUAUCUAUCUAUCUAUCUAUCUAUCUAUCUAUCUAUCUAUCUAUCACAAUCUGUUCAUAUCUAUCUCAGUCAUUUAAUUAUCUCUCUCUAUCUAUCUAUCUAUCUAUCUAUCUAUCUAUCUAUCUAUCUAUCAUCACAGUCUUUUCAUAUCUCAGGCAAUCCAUUAUAUAUCUAUCUCAUUAAUUUUACUCUCUGUCUAUUUAUCUCAUUAAUUUUACUAUCUAUCUAUCUAUCUAUCUAUCUAUCUAUCUAUCUAUCUAUCUAUCUAUCUAUCUAUAACAAUAUGUUCAUAUCUAUCUCAGUCAUUCAAUUAUCUAUCUAUCUCUAUCUAUCUAUCUAUCUAUCUAUCUAUCUAUCUAUCUAUCUAUCUAUCUCUUUUACUAUGGUGAUUAUCUAUCUAUCUAUCUAUCUAUCUAUCUAUCUGUCUAUGUCUUUCUGUCUAUCUAUCUAUCUAUCUUUCUAUCUAUCUAUCUAUCUAUCUAACUAUCUAUCUAUCUAUCACUGGUAA
Messenger RNA from Acanthosepion pharaonis, 1170 nucleotides. The record is from the annotation of a GenBank genome assembly. Lineage: Eukaryota; Metazoa; Mollusca; Cephalopoda; Sepiida; Sepiidae.